GAAAACCCCUAUUCUGCUUGGUGCGUUGCAGUGUUUUUGUGUUUUUAUUAUUGUUGUAAGCGAAUUAAAAGCCGGAAAUGGUACAUUCAAGUGCAAAGGAUUUUGAUCGUUGAAUAAAUCGCUUCGUUUGCAAAAAACGCAGACACCCGGCCUGUCUUGACCAUACAAAUGCCGCGUCGAUCCGUUCCCAACAUACGCAGCGUUGCCCCUCCAGACAGUCCGUGUGCCGGUUCGAGCACAUUGAAAAUUGGCCUCGAAAAAUCGGCACUUUUUUCAACGGGCAAAUUCGCAAAUGUAGCAAAAACCGUGUUAUGUCUCAGAAAGCGAAAUAUUUGUGCCGGUUCACGCGGGAAUUAGACGAAAAACUUAUCGAAUUGGUAUCGGCAAAUGAGGUUUUGUACGACACGGGCCACAAGUACUAUAAGGAUUUGAACGUGCGUGAUGACGUUUGGCUCGCGAUUUCUUCGAUAGUAGGAAGGACGGUAACAGACUGUAAAACGAGAUGGAGAAGUCUAAGAGAUCUCUACCACAGGAAAAAGAAAGAUCAAAGAAUGGGCAAAAAAAUCAGAUCACCUUGGGAGUACAUGGAUUCCAUAAGCUUCUUGGAAAAAUUCACAACUGAAAAAAGAGCUCUCCAAGAUGACCCUCUCGAAGACCAACAAGACGAUGAAAACAAAAUCGAUAUCAAACUAGAAUUCGACGCGGACCUCCCUAGCACUAGCACCAGUGAAAACGGUACCACCUCAAUAGAAGAACCAACCCCAUCAAAAAAACAAAAAUUAAUAAAAGAAGAGGGACAUUCAUUCCUUCACGACAACUCUGCCAUUCUGCAUCUUCUAAGAGAAAUAAGGGACCUGGCAAAAACUAGAGAAAAUCCUAUAAUGACGUUUUUCGAUAGUAUGGCUAAAACCGUUGUGAAGUUUCCACCUGCUCAGGCUGCCGAGGUAAAAUUGAAGGUAUGUCAAAUAGUUACUGAGAUGGAGUGUAGGAUUUUAGAGGAGACUGGGAAUUAUCCGGAUAAUUUGGAAACUUUUGAGUAAAAAAAAAAUCGAGUUGGUGAACUGGUUCUGGGUUUCGCUGAUGUGAAUAUUUUGGAUGAGGAUCGUCAACGAAACUUGGUACCAGUCAAUUCGACUCUCAAGUUAACUAAAUGUUAAGUUUUCCAAACAAUCAAAUUUUCCAGGAAACCAGAAAAGGGCAUUUCAAUUUUCAAAUAUAAGAAAUAUGUAUGUGAUAUUCUCUAUAAGAGUUUAUGAUAAAAAUUAUUAUGUUGUAGAAUAUUUUCUAGUUUUUUAAGAAGUAAAUUGUGUUUCUAUUUUUUUUUUUGUUUAGGGUAUACAGCCAGAUGAUUUUUUAAUUCUGAUUGGCAAGCAGGCUUUUGAAAAGCACUGCAUUCUUUCCUAAUUUGCUCCCAACAAGUUGACGAACUUUACUGUUUCUGUUGAAGGAAAAAGUUUUUAUUUAUGUGUUUCGAUUAGAAACUUUAAGUUAAGUUUUUCCUGAGGAGUUUUGAAUUAAGUUUUCUCCAACCACCACAUGUGGUUUUUAAUAUAAGUACCAUUUCUUUAUAUGUAUAAGUAUAUUAGGGACAAUUAGGGUAAUUUUUGUUUCUUUGCGUAAUUUGAUCAGAAAUUCCAGGGUCGUUCCCAGGUCCUACGUAGUCUCAUGCAAAAAGAAAUUUGGGUUUGCACAUCUCAAAUGAAUUUCAUCCCCAAUUUCUAUCCAUCUGGAUUCGCAGAUAUCUAUAAAAAAAUAAAAAAAUUGUUCUUAACUGAAACUUGUUGGUUACUUAUGAUAGAAAAAUAUCUAUUUUUCAAUUAGAGCAAAAAAUGUAUCUUAAGCCAGGUUAGCACGGUCCAAGUGUACUUGAAUAAAGUAGGUACCCAUGAACGCUGUGCGCACUUCAACUGGACGAUACUAAUAUCGUAUCAACUGUUUAUCCAAGUACAGUUGGAUAGGUUCUGAUAUCCAAGUGCAUUUGGACUGUUAAGCCAGGUUGAUACGGUAAUUGGAUUAAGAACCCUUGGACGCCUCGCGCACCUCGCUUGGACGAUACUUGGAUAUGGUACUAUUUAUCCAAGUCCUGUUUGAUAAGUCCUGACCUCCAAGUACUUAAUCGGCUGACUGCCAACUUACUUGGUCCAAGUUCUCAUCUAAUAGUACGGGAUACGAGGCCUAUUUCAUCAAAUCAUUUUACACCGUCUUGCAUUGUUAUCAUCAGUUAGAUAACAUGGUACUGAAACGCACUUGUGCAGGGAAAUAGAUGGAAGUGGGGGAUUUCGCUGAAAAAAAUGUUUUAGAAAAUGUCGUCAUAAACGAGGAAAAUAUAUUAUUAUACACCGUCUUGCAUUUAUUUAUUGAGUUAAUUUGUACACAAACAAAAUUGGAUUAACACAUGCAAGACGUUUUCAUGGGGGUUUUGGGGUUGCAAUAAAAGAUGGAAUUUGUCAAUUUGUGAGAGGGGUAAAAAAUCAUUUUUUCUACAAACGUGUUAAAAAUGCAAUUUUUAACACCCCCCCGAAGCAUUAAAAAUGUUACUUUAUCGCACUAGUGCCAUAAAGUCUUUAUAGCACUAGUGUUAAAAAUGAAACAUCAAAUUUUGAGAGCGAACGUCAAAAAAAGUUUGUAUUUUUAGUUAUUUACAUUGAUAUUAAUGGUGAAAUUUGAACAUUUGAGGUAGCCCGAUUGGCCGCCUCAUGUAUAUUUUUCAAGGGAUCGAUGCAACCCUCUUUUUCUUCUGUAUUUUGUUGCAUUUUAAGCAAAAAGCAGUACUGACCACGACAGACUUCCAAGAAACUGACAAGACAUUUCAUUACCUGUAAAACAAGGUGCUGGUUGUUUGGAUGUCAAAUUCAAUAAUUUCAUGUAGGAAAGAUGCUUCCAAUUUAUUAUUCAUUUAAAAAUCCAAUUUGUUACUGGUUAUUGCUUUUUAUGGCCGUUUGUAGAAAAAAUAUUGUAUGAUAUUUGUGUUAAUAGUUAUUUAUGAUAUAAGUGUAAAAAGUACAUUUUUAAGGCACGCAUGUGAAAGUUUGCAGAAUGAGCGAAGCGAAUUCUGCAAUUCACAUAAGUGCCUUAAAAAUACUUUCAACACAAAUAUCAUACAAUAUUUUUUCUACAAACGGCAAUAAAAAGCAAUAACCAGUCACAAAUUGGAUUUUCAAAUGAAAUUGGAAGCAUCUUUCCUACAUAAAAUUCUUGAAUUUGACAUUUGUCAAAAAAUCCAUACAACCAGCACCUUGUUUUACAGGUAACGAAAUGUCUUGUCAGUUUCUUGAAAGUCUGUCGUGGUCAGGAAUGCUUUUUGCUAAAAAUGCAACAAAAUACAGAAGAAAAAGAGGGUUGCAUCGAUCCUUCGAAAAAUAUAGAUGGGGCGGCCAAUCGGGCUACCUCAGUUGUUCAAAUUUCACCAUUAAUAUCAAUGUAAAUAACUGAAAAUACAAACUUUUUUUGACGUCCGCUCUCAAAAUUUGAUGUUUUACUUUUAACACUAGUGCUAUAAAGACUUUAUGGCACUAGUGCGAUAAAGUAACAUUUUUAAUACUUCGGGGCGGUGUUAAAAAUUGCAUUUUUAACACGUUUGUAGAAAAAAGUAUUUUUAAGGCACUUGUGAAUUGCAGAAUUCGCUUCGCUCAUUCUGCAAACUUUCACAUGCGUGCCUUAAAAAUGUACUUUUAACACUUAUAUCAUAAAUAACUAUUACACCACGCCAUUGUUGAUUUAGAUUAAAGCUUGAAUGUAGAAUAGCUACUGGAUACUGAUACAAGACGUCCUGUGGAGGGAUAACGGGCUGCAAGAUGGAUGUCAAUGUGUUGUCUCAUGAGGGAGAGAAAAAUUACUUUACACCACUUUAUGCUUAUGUCCGCCGGAAGAAUGUAUGUUGAGAAAUGGUGAUACAUCAGUCCAAGACGUUUUUUCGGGGAAAAAAGUCAUUAAAUCCGUUUUCUUUUUUAACUGAACUGUUGAGUUAUUUACUGAACCAUUCACUGCUCAUUCUUUUCUAAAUGAUACAGAUGGAAAAGGAUAGUUGACAUAACAGCUCAACAGGGGAGCCUGCUGAAUACAGGAAUUAUAAUUUCUGUUUACAAUUCCAGACAGAUCAUUUGUUGUGUCAUUUUUUUGCUGCUUUAAAAUCAAAUUUCUCAAAUUUACCUAAUACUUACAAUCCGUUAUGUGUUAUGGCAUAUCCACCUCAAAAAAACUUAAAUGAUUAUACGCCGUCAGAAUAAGAAUAAUUUUCAACCUUUUUUCAUUUGAUGUCCGUAGAGACAUUCAAAUAUACAUAUUAUUGAGAGAAUUUUGCGCAAUAGAUUUAUUCUACGUGGUAAAGAGCAAAAAUAUUUAAAAUUAAUGUGCGUAAUUUGUAAUUUGGAGUAGUAUUCACCUUUGUACCUGAUGGAUUGACCCCCGGCAAAAUUAGUCAACUUCAUCACCGUCUUGCAGGCCUUUCUUUCCAUUUAGAACGUCUUGUAUUUUUAAAAAUCUUAUCAAUUUGUUCUGUUUUUCCCAUUAGUACCAGUGCAAGACGGUGUAAAAUGAUUUCUCACUCCUUUAUAAGACAACAUAUUGACCUCCGUCUUGCAGCCCGUUAUCCCUCCACAGGACGUCUUGCAUCAGUAUCCAGUGGCUAUUCUACAUUCAAGCUUAAAUCUAAAUCAACAAUGAAUUGGCGUGAAAUGAUAUUUCACCCCUCUGAAAAAUUGACAAUUUCUAUCUAAUAUUAACAUCCCCAAAACCUCCAUGAAAACGUCUUGCAUGUGUUAAUCCAAUUUUGUUUGUGUACAAAUUAACUCAAUAAAUAAAUGCAAGACGGUGUAUAUAUAUUUUCCUUAUUUAUGACGACAUUUUCUGAAAUAUUUUUUUCAGCGAAAUCCCCCACUCCCAUUUAUUUCCCUGCACAAGUGCAUUUCAACAUCAUGUUAUCUAACUGAUAAUAACAAUGCAAGACGAUGUAAAAUGAUUUGAUGAAAUAGGCCUCGUAUCCCGUACUAUAAGUGCACUUGGAUCUUGGCAACCUGGCUUUAUCCAAGUUCAUUUUGAUAAGUCCCUACUUCCAAGUACUAAGUAGGCUGACUGCCAACUUACUUAGUCCAUGUACACGUGGAUGAGAACUUGGACACAGUAAAUUGGCAGCCAGCAUCCUAAUUUCAAAAUCUAUUCAACUAGACUUGGAUUAGCAGUUUUCACGAUAUUAUCCAAGUGAGGUGCGCGCAGCAUUCAAGUACUCUUGGAACGUGUCAACCUGGCUUAAAAGAAAGUUGUAGGAUUGUAUAUCUUAAAUAAAAGUUCACUCUUGCCAGGAACGGCCCUAAUCGAAUCAGCUGCUAUAUUCAAAAUGUGAUAUUUCUAUAAUUUUGUUCUGGUUGACACAAAUAUUUGGAUCUUUUUUGGAAUGUGAUAUUAAACUAGAAGUUGGAAAAAAAAAUGGUGAGGCAAAAUUGAUGUGAUAUUGGUUAAAAUUGUUGACAAAUUGUAUUAUUUUUUCUAUAAAAUAGAAACAAAAUUGUAUGGUUAUUUUAUUUUCUGAAUAGAAGUUCUGUUUAUAUCUCUCUUCGACUCAUUUGGUAAGAAUAAAAAGUUGUUAAAACAAUAA
Messenger RNA from Ceutorhynchus assimilis (cabbage seed weevil), 5590 nucleotides. NCBI's taxonomy places the organism in Eukaryota, Metazoa, Arthropoda, Insecta, Coleoptera, Curculionidae. The record is from the annotation of a GenBank genome assembly.